Messenger RNA from Macrosiphum euphorbiae (potato aphid), 720 nucleotides. The record is from the annotation of a GenBank genome assembly. Lineage: Eukaryota; Metazoa; Arthropoda; Insecta; Hemiptera; Aphididae.
AUGUUUAGAAAAUUUGCAUCUGCGGUUUCAACAGUUCGCUUAGUACAGCAAAAUUUCCAGAAUAUUCCAAAGUUUAGACAAAUUUCAAUUACUAAUUCAGUUACACGAACAUUUUCUUCAUCUCCGGUGUUUAAUGUUAAGGUACAAGAAGCAGCACCCCAAUUUGAGGGAAAAGCAAUUAUUGAUGGACAAAUAAAAGAUAUAAAACUAUCAGAUUUUGCGGGAAAAUACUUGGUUUUAUUUUUUUAUCCUUUGGAUUUUACAUUUGUUUGUCCAACUGAACUAGUGUCAUUUAGUGAUCACAUUGAUGAAUUUAAAAAAAUUGGUGUAAAUAUAGUUGGAUGUUCGUGUGAUUCACAUUUUUCACAUUUAGCAUUCGUUAACACUCCUCGAAAGCAUGGUGGUUUGGGUGGUCUCUGUUAUCCACUAUUGUCAGAUUAUAAAAAGGAAAUUGCCAAAGCCUAUGAUGUUCUUAUUGAACCUGACGGCAUACCACUUCGUGGCCUUUUUAUUAUAGACCCUAAAGGAAUAAUAAGACAAAUUACCAUUAAUGAUCUGCCAGUAGGACGUAGUGUAGAUGAAGUUCUAAGACUUGUUCAAGCUUUCCAAUUUGUUGACAAACACGGAGAAGUUUGUCCCAUGAACUGGAAGCCAAAUAGUCCAACUAUUAAACCAGAUCCAAAUCUUUCAAAGGAAUAUUUUGGUAAAGUUAACAAGUGA